AUGUUCGACUAUUUCAGUGGAAUCGAGAUUAACGAUUACAUCUCAGCCUCCUACUUCAAACGCGUCCAGGAGAUCAGCGAAACUUUCAUCCACUCGAGUGUCUGCAUUCUAGGCGUCCUUCUAAACAUCGGCGCCAUCGUCAUCUGGUACAAGGAUAAACUCGUUGAUAAGAAAUUGCGUUGGAUGUCAAUCAGUGUCAUUCUGGCAGAUCAGAUUUAUCUAGUUAGUUUGGUCUCGUUCAUGCUUGCAAGACCGCGCGGUGAUAACUUGCUAUUUUAUAAUGGAUCGUUAGAGAUUCAACAUUAUUUCGACGUUUCAAGUAAACUGAACUGCACUGAAGAGCUAGCCAAUAUUUCAUCAGUCUACGUUGAAAGUUGCAACAUUACCAUUAACACUACUAACACGACUCUCACUUAUGACCAGCAGGUUGAUUUGCUCAAGAUGUACUACUGCCAAAUUUCCGGCAAAUACCAUUUUGUACAUUACCUAUCUGUUUGGGUUGGGACAUUCCAGUGCUUCUCCAACUGGAUGCUGUACAUGUGCGCUUCGGAAGGAAACAAAAUCAUCAGAAAUAUAGUUUUCAACCAUAAAAGAACCACAAAUAAAUUCUGGCCAAUGUUUGUAUUUAUCUGCAUUGCCCUUUAUUUCAGCGUUUAUGUCCCUGAGUUGAGAAGUCUCAUCAACGAGAAUGUUUUUAGAAAAAAUGUGCACAACUACCUUCUCAUGCCGUUCCUUAACCACUGGGAGUUUGUGCUGAACGAGACGUGCGGCAGUGAUUUAUUUUACAUUCUGUUCUUCAGUCUGACGUAUUCGAUGAACACGCACGUCCUACCUUACGUCAUGAUCGUCAGCAUCGUCAAGAGUACCUUUGACGCCCUUCACGAGUCGCAGAGAGUCAAAAUGACCGAUAAUUUGAAUUUCAUGUCAUCCUGUCGUGCCUACGAGAAAAGCAGUGACGCCGCAAUUCCAUUGAAAACUUUCAAUGAACGAUACGUUCGUCAGAAAUGCAAGAAAGGUAAAGUUGGAGUGAUAUCAGACAACCAGAGGAUCAGAGAAUCAGUCCUCUACCCAUCCCUAGUCAUUUCCAUCACCUGCACCGUCUAUCUGAUAUGCGUGGCACUGAAGAUGAUCAUUUUGAUGUUCAAAUCGUUCGAAUUUGUCAUGAGAUACCUAGCAAACGCACAAAUUUUCUUCGGAUAUUUAAACGUCUAUGCGAAUUUCAUACAGAUCUUGAAGGCCACAGUGCACCUGCCAGUUGUUGUGCUCUUUAAUAAGAAGUACCAGGUUAGAGUUAUGAGGGAGCUAGAACCUUUCAAACGUCUGAUUCGUUGUAACAAUGAUGACGACGACGACGAUGAUGGUAAUUGA
This is a messenger RNA of Helobdella robusta, 1368 nucleotides long. RefSeq lists its product as hypothetical. Bases 1 to 1368 code for a protein of 455 amino acids. The record is from RefSeq and is a predicted model, not a curated record. The transcript has a single exon. Lineage: Eukaryota; Metazoa; Annelida; Clitellata; Rhynchobdellida; Glossiphoniidae.